Symbiodinium necroappetens is the source of this 3867-nucleotide messenger RNA. The record is from the annotation of a GenBank genome assembly. Lineage: Eukaryota; Dinophyceae; Suessiales; Symbiodiniaceae.
AUGCAGGCACGAGAUUACGAGUCGCUUCGGCGCGUGGCCGAGCGGGUGAUGAUGAGGUGCGUUCCAAGCACGAAGCAGGACAGACCGGAUUCCUUUAUGCACGCGGUAUUGUGGAAGAGCCGAAAACGAGACAACGAGGACUGUGAUGCGCGUCAGAAGGCCUACAUCGAGAGGAUGCCGCUCGGACUCGGACCGCAGUGCUCUUUGAAGCGCGGCCCAUAUUUGCUUCGCUGCUCCCGGGAGGCGAAGCGCCGGCGCAGCGGCGCGGGAGCAGGAGCUGAGGCGGCGGCCUGGCCUCCACAGCGCAUCCGCCCGCCUGGGGCGCCCUCCGCCUUUGGAGCCUCCGAGGCUUCUGCGCCUCUCCGGCUCCGAGCCCUCCACAGCCAGGCCGUUUUCUCGGUCUUGGAUACCGACUUCCGGGCCAUGUCGCAGAGGUGGGCCUGGCUCAGCAACAGGAUCGCGCUGCUCGAGGGUCUUGGAGGAGCUUUGAGCUUGUGCGGGGAGCACCUGCUGGCGGAGCAAGAGCCAAGCGCCGAUCCCACGCCGACAGAGACAACAGGUGGAAGCGGAAGGAGAACGGCUAAGAGGGAGGCAUUGGACGAGAUCAAUGGUACCGAUGUCGCCGUGCUAGCCAGCGGAAUUGAAGAGGUUACCAUCGAGUUCACUGACGUGCUGAGUGGUGUCGUGCUUAGGUCAUAUCCUCUUGUGCUUUGUUUGCUCAGAUCUGCCCGUCCACAGCGCCGUUUCGGCCCGCUUCCGUACCUUCCGCCGAUGCCGCGGCUGCGUGGGAACGAUGGCAGACGCGGCGAAGCGGCAAAAGGCAGAGGCCGUCACCUUGUGCAUUCGCACCUCAGCGGCUCCUCUCGGAGCUCAGCGCAGGAAGCGGAUGCGGUGCCUGAGCAGGAGCCGCAGGCCAAGAGACAGAAGGCGGAGCAGGCUGACGAGCUCACCCCGGUAGGAACGACGGACGCAGAGGGCGACGAGGAAUCGAAAGCAGAAAGUGCCUCCAGCGACGACGAGAGCGACACAUCUUCCUCCUCGUCCUCCUCCGACAGCUCUGAAAGCUCCUCAGACGAAGAGAGCGAAGCACCGGCAGCCGCAGAUGUUGCGGAGGCGCCAAAGGAGGCCGAGGAUGCGAAGGCCGCGCGCCACCUGGGCACCAUUCGGCUGGCACAACUGAAGCGAGGCGAGCUGGUGAACCUGCUUCGUGACUUGCCGCCAGAGGAGCAUGACUCGCACAUCAAGAGUGCCUUUGUGCUCGUGAAGGUUAGUGAGGCCGAUGAGGUCAUGGCUGAGGUGGUAUGCGCAGAGCCUUCUGCUGUCUACCAUGUCCAGAACCUGGAUUUCCCGAAGGAGGUGAAGGUGCUCAAGUACCAGCUCCGCUGCAAGCGAGGUACGGCCGAGAAGCUGAUUAAAGCCUCGGCUGUGAGCAAUGGCAUGAUCGAGGAGAAGCACCUAAAGCAAUGGAAAAGCUUGAUAAAUCGUUGCAAAAUAGACCCCGAAUUGAUUCUCGACAACAUGCAGGAGAGGGCCCAGCAGAUAUGCAGGAGCAAGGCCAUCAAGUACGAUGAAGCAAUGGUGGCCCGCAUUCUGUCGCAGAAGAAGCCGAUCGAGUUCGAUGCGCAGAAGCAGUCUCGAAUGGCGGCUCAGGUGCAGAUUGGUUUGACGCAGAUGGACAUCAGCAGCAUCCGGGAGUUUGAAGUGCUCAAACUCGGGAAGGAACAUGAAAUCGCCAAGCAGCAUCUGCACCAAAUGCAAAGAAAGGAGUACGAGAAACACGAAGAGUGGUUCCAACAUGCACGUGGUCUUUUCAGUGCCAAGGAGGUCAACCGAAUGAACCACGAUCGGCAAGUUCGAGAUGACAGACACGCGCUUCAGUACGCCCUUGACAAUGAGAGGAGGGAGGACGCAGAGACAGGCAGAUUGAAUCCCUUCGAGAGAAGGGCCUGCCGUCCAGUGUCAGCCUGGGACACACGGCUCAGCCAAAGCGAGGAGCUGGAGCAGUGGAAACUGGCGAACGUUGCGCUGCGCUUAGAGGCCACGCGCGCUGCGGAGGCAAGAGCUGGGGAGGUAGAAGUCGCAGGAAGAUAUGUGGUCCUGGCGUCGGGCGAGGGCGGGCGGGGGAACCGUGCUUCUGCCUGGAUGAUAUUCUUGGGGUUGUUUCUGACAUGUCUGGUGAUGCUUCCUAGCCGCUGGGCCAGUCGUGCCCGGAGAGUGGUGGAUGUGCUCGUCACAAGUCCACCAGUGGUCGUCACAACUUGCGGAAGAAUACAAGGUCGCUGGGAGGCGGCUGCAGCCAAGUCUAUUGCGGCCUUCCGGGGCAUCCAGUUUGGCACGGCUAAACGAUGGAUGCCACCCAGCCUCGCAUGUCCAUCAACGACAAUUGCGACUACGGAUGGCCCUGCGUUUCUGCAUGGUGGAGGCCUACAAGGAGGCGAUGCAUCUGGAUACAACGGUAUCCAAAACCUGGUGGCGUUGUCCGGGGACAUCAUUUUGGUUGCUUGCCAAUACCGUCUUGGUGUGCUGGGCUUCAUGGCGACUAGCAGACUGUCGGAGAGAGAUCCGCGCGGUGUAAGUGGGAAUUAUGGCUUCUUGGACCAACAGCUUUGCCUCCGCUGGGUUCAACAGCACGUCGCAGCUUUCGGGGGUGAUGCAGGGAACGUCACACUGCUGGGACAUUCGGCGGGCGCCACAACGAUCAAUGCGCACUUGGCCGCGCCGAAGUCUGUGGGUCUCUUUCACCGUGCAAUCCUCCUCUCCGGCAGUCCUGGAACUCCGAAGUUGUCUCAGAGGGAGAAGGAGCUGCAGGAUACCUCUUUGUGGUUGCCGAGCACAGGCUGCAUGGACUUGGAAUGCCUCUUGAACUGCGAUGCAGGCAGGCUCUCGGAUUCAUUGCCACAGCGCUACAGGCACUUUGACCAGAGCGACUAUCCCACUGCCCCAGCUCCUCAAGGAAUUGCUUGGGCCGAGCUGCUUCAUGUGGACGGCGUCUCCAUCCCCUGGCCGGCAGCAGAGGCCUUCCGCCACGCCCGCGUGCCGCUCGUGGUCCAGACCAUGGAGGCGGAGAUGGCCGGGUCGUCGGCGCCGGGGCUCCCGGACUUUGCAACCAGCGAAGCCUUCCUGGAAUUUCUUCGGAGCAGGCACGAGAUGGGUGCAGGCUUUGGGCCGAGCUUUGUCGCUGCUCUGGCUGUAGCCUAUGCGGAAUUCGAGCCGAACUUGGCAAAGUACGCCCUCGACAGCGAGACAGGCAACGGUUGCGGCUACAGGGCUCUGGCGCAGCUUGCUGCUGCGGGCGGGAGUCAAGUUCACAUGGGUAUGGUGAGAUUCGGCCCAACCAGACCAGUGAGAUGGAGAUCCGACUGCACGGAGAUCAAGCACCCGUAUCCUUUCCAUGGCUGGGAACUUGCGGCUGCCACGGGUGAGGAUGCAUCCUGCGGGGACUUUCAGAGGACCGCGUGGUUAGCUUUCGUUCGACACGGCAGUGGUGGGCUCUCUGACUUGGGGUGGGAAGCCCUGGAUGAUCGCCAGCCACUUGCCACCUGCCUGGCUACAGGCAGCUUGACCGUGUUGAAGUCUUGGCGAGACUACGAGUUCCUUUGCCAGUGCCGCGUAGGCAAGCACAAGGUACACUUCAUCCGCGGUGGCGACUUCUCGGAAAUGCCUGGCCGUGUGCUUGAUGCAGAUUCCAGAAGCGUCCAGCUCCGAUUCGUUGCGACACAGAAAAGCGUGGAGGAGCCCUCACACUCGGCUGGGGACACUUCGGACCGGGUCGAGGACACUGCGCAAGAAAGCUCCGAUGCGGAGAGGCUCAAGGUCGACCUCGAGAUGUUGGAACUCAUGAGAAAACACUACACUGACUACACAUGA